Ornithodoros turicata is the source of this 2573-nucleotide messenger RNA. RefSeq lists its product as uncharacterized. The record is from RefSeq and is a predicted model, not a curated record. NCBI's taxonomy places the organism in Eukaryota, Metazoa, Arthropoda, Arachnida, Ixodida, Argasidae. Bases 886 to 2445 code for a protein of 519 amino acids. The transcript is spliced from 2 exons.
UCCCCGAGCGCGGACACUGUCAUGGAUUUUUUUGUGCCGCUGAACUUAGCGUGUUUUUAGAACGAUGUAUGGCAAUCUUCCGGCAUUGUUUUGAAAUGUCGAAAAAAGUUUGUACUGGAAGUUCCCCAGAAAGAAGCUGCUUUUUACGUGUAACUCAAUAUACCUGCAUGUUCUUUGUCAAACCUGUGGUACUUGUUACUGUGGUUUGUUGUGCAUAGAUGCAAUGGAUGACUAUGUUCAGCAUGUCCCGAGUGAGAAUUACUACACAUAAAUGCGGAAAGCGAUGCGCUUGAUCGAGACCUGCUCAAUGAUAAUGCGCUCGAUGAAGGCCCACGCGAGCCGGACCUGACGGGUAGAAAUCUGGCGGAAGACAGAAGUCUCGUAAUUUACCGCCAACGUCUGCUGUCAAAAGGCGAUUUCAUCACGUAUCCGAGUACUCAUGGACCAUGGAAGAAAUCCGUACGGUGGGUCAGAAGGAAGAAAAAGAGACCAACUACACGUGCUUUUACAAACCAUAACAGCGCAUCGAAGAAGGACCACAGUCCGUUUAAGCAGGCGACAGCUUCUUUCGGAAGCACUCGACGAGCUACGACGUCGAAAUUCGUUGUGUGGAUUAGAAGAAAGAAAACUAAAGCGGCCAAAAAGCGCAGUACUGCCGGGACAACUUUUCCUACAACACAAAAGAGGCUUAAGGUAAUUUGGCGUCUAAGAAAGAAAACAAGAGCGACUUUUCCUACAACAAAAAAGAGGUUUAAGGUAAUUUGGUAUCUAAGAAAGAAAACAAGAGCGACGCCUUUCAAGCGAACGUCAACAUCUGCUGUGCGCCCUAUUGCUUCUGCGAGACACACUACCUCCAGAAAACCACUCAAUAUUAAUAGUACAAGUAUGCGGUUCACAGUCACCUUCCGCACCACACUAUCAAAACGUGGGAUUCGAAAGAAGGAAUCGAGAAAAAACAUGUCAAGUGGCACAGUACCUCCGAAGAGCAUGUUGCCACUGACCUCAAGUGUAGCAGCGCGUAGAAGUUCGGGAGAUCCCAGGUCUACUAAUCACGUAGGGAAGUUCACGAGGUCACAUAACGUUGCAAGACUCACGCGAGCGAAGCUCUAUACACGACGCAAUCCAGCGCUAAGAUCAACAGCAGAAUUUCCAAAGACCAGGAAGUCUCUUGCGCGCACAACGCGGGCUACGAUUAGCGUAGACAUGAGGCCCAAGCGGUCGAGCAGCGUUACAGGAAGAAUAACAGACAAGCAACCGAAGACCACACCAAGGCACAUGCAGACCAAAGGACGUGGCCGAAACACAAAAGCCAUGAUGUCUACGUCGACCAAAUCAUCACGGCGUGCCACAACAAGCCGCACCAAGAAGGCAGCCAAUGUCACAAUAAGCAUCGCGACAAAAACGUCACUGCUCACCACAGACCAUAGGGUAACCCCAGGUGCACGAGAUGUUCCUAAACGAAGACCCAAGCCACGUGUCACGACACAGAAGCUAAGGACACAGGACACAGGCACUCGCAGAACAGGUGUAGGGCCUCACAAAAGGACACCGCAGAAUACACGGCGUCCAACAAAGAGGUACGCUGCCAACCGGGAGCGUAGCUCGAUGAGGUCAAGGAUCACGACGACCGGGCAAAAGUAUGCGCAUAAAAUUCACGACCAUUCUUCUUCUACGCACCGAACGUCUACGGGGCGAUGGUUCGUGAGGAGAGACAAGAAAAAGGAAGCCACCACUAAAAUCUUGUCCUCUCAGACAUUCUACACUGGUAUUAGAACGCCAUUGAAGAUAGCAGCCCGGCACCCGCAACGCGUUACCACAGCGAAGGGGCUGCCGACAGUACCGCUUACCGCGAGUGGUGGUAGCAAUAUCGUGAAACAAACCAUGAGGGCGCAACCGUCAUCCUACACAGAACCGUUUCAGACUGAGGACUACAGGGAACUAUAUGAUUUAAUGGACACGGGAUCUUACAAGACCAGCGCAAAGACAUCACCAGCUCAAAGAAAGGCUAUUAUCACAGCGAAGGCGACGAGAAAGAGACGCCCGAAGCACAAGCCCGCAACAACGCGAUUGCAGAGACGGACUACGGUUUUGACCACAGGUGUUCUUCCAUCGAUUGCGAGCUUGUUGUCGUUUGUAUCCAGCUAUUCCGUCUCAACCAAUGGGCACACUAGGACUUUGCCUCCUUUUGUACAUAGCGUCGUCAGCAAACGAGAGAGUACGAGACUUCCACCACUAGUGUCUCGGCAAACGAGACCAACAACUGUGACAGCUAAUCCAGCGGAAGACGAUCUGGAUCUGCAUACAACGAAGCCUAUUAAGGUUCAUCGGCAUUCCAUAUCGAACCACGAAAGUAUGACGAGUGCGAGACCAAUCAUAUCGGGCAUAAGAGGAAGUACAUUUAUCAAUCUAGAGGACUUAAUUUAUAUUAGGGACGUAGACGUGUAGGGACAUUGACGUGACAGCAACACUACUGUGCAGCAGAAUUACGCGUAUAAUAAGACACAUCAGUGACCUCCCGCAUGUCAACCCUGACCUUUACAAAUUUGUACAUUAAAACAUUACUGUGCAGCAUG